AGGAGGAGGCGAGGAGGAGAGACUGCUCCAUAAAAAUACAGACUCACCAGUUCCUGCUUUGAUGUGACAUGUGACUCCCCAGAAUACACCUUGCUUCUGUAGACCAGCUCCAACAGGAUUCCAUGGUAGCUGGGAUGUUAGGGCUCAGGUCCAGUUGUUGCUUAUCCUGUUCCAGGACAUUUCAGCACCAUUUGUCUAUAGAAGUCAGUCCCUUUCUUCUGGAGGAAAAGUCAGAAGACCAGGAUCUCCAGGGCCUCAAAGACAAGCCCCUGAAGUUUAAGAAGGCGAAGAAGGACAAGAAGGAAGACAAAGAGGGCAAACAUGAGCCACUACAGCCUUCAGCCCACCAUUCUGCAGAGCCAGCAGAGGCAGGCAAAGCAGAGACAUCAGAAAGCUCAGGCUCUGCUGCAGCAGUGCCAGAAGCCUCUGCUUCCCCCAAACAGCGGCGUUCCAUAAUUCGUGACCGGGGACCCAUGUAUGAUGACCCCACCUUACCUGAAGGUUGGACACGAAAGCUUAAACAAAGGAAGUCUGGCCGCUCUGCUGGAAAGUAUGAUGUAUAUUUGAUCAAUCCCCAGGGAAAAGCCUUUCGCUCUAAAGUAGAAUUGAUCGCAUACUUUGAAAAAGUGGGAGACACCUCCUUGGACCCUAAUGAUUUUGACUUCACGGUAACUGGGAGAGGGAGCCCCUCCAGGAGAGAGCAGAAACCACCUAAGAAGCCCAAAUCUCCCAAAACUCCAGGAACUGGCAGGGGUCGGGGACGCCCCAAAGGGAGCGGCACUGGGAGACCAAAGGCAGCAACAUCAGAAGGUGUUCAGGUGAAAAGGGUCCUGGAGAAGAGCCCUGGGAAACUUCUCGUCAAGAUGCCUUUCCAAGCAUCACCUGGGGGUAAGGGUGAGGGAGGUGGGGCUACCACAUCUGCCCAGGUCAUGGUGAUCAAACGCCCUGGCAGAAAGCGAAAAGCUGAAGCUGACCCCCAGGCCAUUCCUAAGAAACGAGGUAGAAAGCCUGGGAGUGUGGUGGCAGCUGCUGCUGCUGAGGCCAAAAAGAAAGCCGUGAAGGAGUCUUCCAUACGGUCUGUGCAUGAGACUGUGCUCCCCAUCAAGAAGCGCAAGACCCGGGAGACGGUCAGCAUUGAGGUCAAGGAAGUAGUGAAGCCCCUGCUGGUGUCCACCCUUGGUGAGAAGAGUGGGAAGGGACUGAAGACCUGCAAGAGCCCUGGGCGUAAAAGCAAGGAGAGCAGCCCCAAGGGGCGCAGCAGUAGCAGUGCCUCCUCACCACCUAAGAAGGAGCACCAUCAUCACCACCAUCACUCAGAGUCCCCAAAGGCCCCUGUGCCACUGCUCCCACCACCACCCCCACCUGAGCCUGAGAGCUCUGAGGACCCCAUCAGCCCCCCUGAGCCUCAGGACUUGAGCAGCAGCAUCUGCAAAGAAGAGAAGAUGCCUCGAGGAGCCUCACUGGAGAGUGAUGGCUGCCCCAAGGAGCCAGCUAAGACUCAGCCCAUGGUCGCCACCACCACCACAGUUGCAGAAAAGUACAAACACCGAGGGGAGGGAGAGCGCAAAGACAUUGUUUCAUCCUCCAUGCCAAGGCCAAACAGAGAGGAGCCUGUGGACAGCCGGACGCCCGUGACCGAGAGAGUUAGCUGACUUUACAUAGAGCGGAUUGCAAAGCAAACCAACAAGAAUAAAGGCAGCUGUUGUCUCUUCUCCUUAUGGGUAGGGCUCUGACAAAGCUUCCCGAUUAACUGAAAUAAAAAAUAUUUUUUUUUC
Messenger RNA from Arvicanthis niloticus (Nile rat), 1775 nucleotides. NCBI's taxonomy places the organism in Eukaryota, Metazoa, Chordata, Mammalia, Rodentia, Muridae. The record is from RefSeq and is a predicted model, not a curated record.